Cetraspora pellucida is the source of this 213-nucleotide messenger RNA. The record is from the annotation of a GenBank genome assembly. NCBI's taxonomy places the organism in Eukaryota, Fungi, Glomeromycota, Glomeromycetes, Diversisporales, Gigasporaceae.
AUGAUAAUAAUUACAACUGGUGCAUGUGCAAAAACUCUGGGUAGAGUAAAGGAUGCUAAAAUAACAAUUCAAAACAUAAUGUUGCAUAUAUCAAGUGAUAAAAAAUUAGUAGAAAUUCUAAUCUUCAAUACAAGUAUUGAAAUACUUAUAUCAAGUUAUAAAAAACAGAAAUAUGAUAGUGACAGAAGUAAUAUAUUUGAUGAGUUAGAAUAA